AUGGCAGACGGUAUAUCUGGUGGUGAAAAUCUCAAAAACAUAUGCGUACGCUGCAAAAAAACUGUUGGUACAGGCAUAAAAUGCGUAAAUUGUGGUACCCUCUCCCACAAAUGCUGUUUAAAAUUAUUAAAGAAUGUUAAGUUUCUAGAUAAUUUAAAUUGUAUAUGUUGUUCAUCAGACGAUCAUAACAAAGAAGAAUCAGUUGCAAUUAACGAUGUUUCGGUAACAGACAAAAUCACUAUUAAAUAUCUGGAAGAGCUAAUUAAACAAAAAGAAAUUAUAAUAAACACGCAGGAAAUCGCAAUUAAAAAUCAGGAUAUAGCUAUCCAAUGCUUAAAUGAUCAAAUUUUACACCUAAAAAAUAUUACAUCGAAUACAAGUAGUCUACAAUUAAAUUUAGAUGUGCCAACAUACUCAAGAGCUGUGGAAAAGUCCUCCUCAGUCUGUAAUAAAACAGAUUUUUCAGUAACGGGUAAAAAUUCUGCCACGAACCAGAAAGCAAUUACUAGAGAAACCCUAUCAAAUGCCGUUCUCAAUACAAAAAGCAGACAAGUCUGUCAAGAUUUGAUAAAUAUCACGAGAGGUAAGUCUCAGGAUGAAAUACCUAAACAUAACGCAAGAAGCCUACUCAAAGGAAGCAAUGGAAAUACAACAGAGUGCCCGUUUAAAGCAGCAUUUGCCUAUUCAAACACUGAAAGACAAUAUCAUGCGACCAAUUUUGAACCUGAUGUAGAUCUAUUAGAAUUGACAAAUUAUCUCAAAAUUUACGCUCCUAAUGUUAUAGUUGAAAAACUUAACUCUCGCCAGCCUACAUUAUAUGCGUCAUUUAAAGUAUCAGUGCCGGCAAAUGAAGCAGACAGCAUACUUAAAAGCGAAAUAUGGCCAGACAACAGCAAGCACCUCUCCGUAACUGUACCAGUUCCUUCAAUGAAAAGUAGUGUCAAUACCGGCAGUCAUAAUAUAAAUAUUACUGAAACUUACAAUAAUCCUCAGCAGAGUAAUGAAAAUACCGAUGUCCAUGCAGGUCCGAGUAGCUCGACAAAUGAAGAAAAAAAUAUAAAUCUUAAAAGAAAGAGGAAUAAUUCCGGUCAACUACAAAUAUCAUCGUUUGUAUCGAGACCACUUGUUUUAAACCGUAAGGAAUGUAUCGAUGGUAAAUUGGUUUCACUUUUUACAAAAAGAUUUCAUCCGUUUAGACUGGUGGAAGAAACUGCUUUUAAAAAUGUUGUUAACGCCUUAAACCCCAAUUAUGAGUUGCCAAGCAGGCAUAUGAUUUCCCACACUAUGAUACCCGCUAUGUAUGAGAAAUCAGUUACAGCUCAUUACAUAGACGAUAACUUUGUAAUGAAGUCAGUUCUUUUGGAAUGCUCCAAUACUACUGAUCAACAUACAUCAGAAAAUUUGGUCAAAGAACUUCAAAGAAUUGUGUCGGAUUGGGGAGUUCAUGAUAAAAUAUUAUUAGCUGUAUUAGACAAUGCAGCAAACAUAAAAAAUGCGAUCGAUACCAAAUUAAAAUGGAAGCAUCUUGGUUGUGUAGCUCACACAAUUAACUUAAUAGUAAAGGAUGGCUUAAAUUGUGAUGAGACAGUAACAGCUACAAUCGGAAAAGUAAAAUCAAUCGUUGCUUUUUUUAGAAGAAGUACUAUAUCUAAUCAAAAGCUGCUAACUUAUCAAAAAAACCAAGGUAAUAACAAUCCAUUAAAGCUUAUCCAAGACACUUCAACAAGAUGGAAUAGUACAUACUACAUGUUAACUAGAUUUGUACAACUGGAAGAUGCAGUUAAAACAACAGUUGCUUUAAUUAUUGCUAAACUUUCUGUUCUAAGUCAAAAUGAAUGGCAAUUAAUAAAAGAACUUUGUCAAAUUCUAAAACCAUUUGAAUCGGUAACAAAAACAUUUAGUGGCCAAUCAUAUGAAACAGAUCUAUUGUUAUACCCAUUGUAA
Molecule: messenger RNA, 1944 nt
Organism: Psylliodes chrysocephalus
Lineage: Eukaryota; Metazoa; Arthropoda; Insecta; Coleoptera; Chrysomelidae
Source: the annotation of a GenBank genome assembly